CUUUUUUUUUUUUUUAGUCAAUGCAUUUCUCCUGAAAUGAGUUAGAUUUCUGUGUUUUUAUUAUGUUUAGAAUUAAUUCUUGAAGUAAACUAAGAAACCAAAAGCAAAUCAAUUAAUUCAUGACAAGGUUGAUUUGUUAUUCAUUUAAAAGAACAUCAUAUUUUUGGUGAACUCUGCUGAACCACGUGGGGAUAGUCUUCUUGGCAGUCUGCCUGCUUUUGAAGCGUAGAAGAAGACGCGCUUCCGGUUUUCUCUCGGCUCCCGCCCCGCUCCGCCAUCAUGAAGUCCUGAACAAAAAAACGCCUGGGAGUCGAUUAAAAUGGGGAUGACCCGACCUAGAGAUGAAACCCGCUAACGGCAAUCGCGAAAUGACAAGGCGGAGCGGAGCGGCGGGAUUUAAUGAGCCGCUCUCGCGCUGAAAACGUCGGCUGGCGUUCCGUUAUUCGGUUAGCAUCGCCGCUAGCAAGCAACCAGAGUUAGCCGUUCAUUUUUUUCCUCUCUCUCUCUCUCCUGCGGACAGCUCUGCGUUUCAGUGGGCAGGCGUCAGUCAGCUCGCUGUCAGCUAGUCGGAGUGGCCGGCCCCCCACUUAUGUCAAGCAGCAAAGGCGAGCCAGCCGACUGGGAGCAUCAGGAUGGCGAGGAAUUCAAGUAAAAGCAUCGACAGACAAAAUGAGGUUUACUCGUGUUGAGUAGACCGCCGAGGGAAGGGCACCGAGACCAAUAUUUUUCCAGCCAGGCCAGUUAGCUAGCCUCAGAGCUAGCUACAGUGGAUCCCAAAAGCCACGGCGCUGGCCAUGCCGUCGAGUGUGCGGGCCGGGAGCCUGAAGGACCCGGAGGUGGCUGAGCUGUUCUCAAGGGAAGACCCUGAGAAGCUCUUCGCAGACCUGAGGGAGAUCGGUCAUGGGAGCUUUGGAGCGGUCUACUUUGCCCAUGACAUCCGCACAAAUGAAGUGGUGGCAAUCAAGAAGAUGUCCUACAGUGGCAAACAAUCCAACGAGAAAUGGCAGGACAUCAUCAAGGAAGUGAAGUUUCUCCAGAAGCUGCGCCACCCAAAUACUGUGGAGUAUCGCGGCUGCUACCUGAGAGAGCACACAGCUUGGCUCGUGAUGGAGUAUUGUUUGGGUUCAGCCUCUGACCUUCUUGAAGUCCACAAGAAACCCCUCCAGGAAGUAGAAAUAGCCGCCAUAACCCAUGGUGCAUUGCAGGGAUUGGUCUAUCUUCAUUCACACAACAUGAUUCACAGGGAUGUAAAAGCCGGAAACAUCUUGCUAACAGAACCGGGCCAGGUCAAACUUGGAGACUUUGGCUCUGCCUCUAUAAUCGCUCCAGCCAACUCCUUCGUGGGAACACCUUACUGGAUGGCCCCUGAGGUAAUCCUAGCUAUGGAUGAGGGACAGUAUGACGGAAAGGUGGAUGUGUGGUCACUUGGCAUUACUUGUAUAGAGCUGGCGGAGAGGAAGCCUCCUCUGUUCAACAUGAAUGCUAUGAGUGCCUUAUAUCACAUCGCCCAGAACGAGAGCCCCGUGUUACAGUCUAAUCACUGGUCGGAUUAUUUCCGUAAUUUUGUGGACUCGUGUUUGCAGAAGCUCUCACCGGACAGACCUACCUCUGAUGUGCUGCUCAAGCACCAUUUCCUAUGCAGAGAACGCCCCAUGACCGUCGUGAUGGACCUGAUCGCACGCACCAAGGACGCCGUCCGAGAGCUCGACAACCUGCAGUACCGGAAGAUGAAGAAGAUCCUGUUUCAUGAGGCCCUGAAUGGUCCAGCACCAGAAGGAGGAGAUGAGGAAGAGGAUGUAGAGCACUACGUGCUGCGCACCGGCACAGUGAACAGCAUGGAGAGCUCCCACUCGCUGCCGUCCAUGUCAAUCAGCGCCAGCUCCCAGAGCAGCUCCGUGAACAGCCUGGCGGACGGCUCCGACGACAGCGGGGAGAUGGCAAUGAUGCAGGAGGGCGAGCACACCGUCACCUCCAACAGCUCGGUCCUGCACAAACCCACGAGCUAUGACAAUAUCUACGAUGACCCCUACCAACCAGAGGUUGACUCGCAACGAGAAGCUUCAUCAGGUGGCGGAGGAGGGGGAGAAAGAGGAGGGGGGAGACGUCGGCGUGGUCGAGACCACUUUGCAACCAUCAGGACCGCCUCGCUGGUCACUCGUCAGAUCCAGGAGCACGAGCAGGGCUCCGCCCUCAGAGAGCAGAUGUCUGGGUAUAAGCGAAUGCGGCGGCAGCAUCAAAAGCAGCUCAUGGGAUUGGAGAACAAGCUAAAGGCCGAGAUGGACGAGCAUCAGCUGAGACUGGACAAAGAACUGGAGAAUCAAAGGAACAACUUCUCUAUGGAAGCAGAGAAACUCUCUAAGAAGCAUCAAGCUAUCCAGGAGAAAGAGGUGAGCCCGUUAAAGAGGAUAAAGGCAGCUCAAACCGAAGAGAAGAAGUUCCAGCAGCACAUAUUAGGUCAGCAAAAGAAGGAGUUGACCACCUUGCUUGAUUCCCAGAAACGACAAUAUCGACAACGCAAAGAGCAGCUGAAAGAGGAACUGAAUGAAAACCAGUCGACACCAAAGCGGGAGAAGCAGGAGUGGUUGGUCCACCAGAAGGAAUGUCUGCAGCAGCUGCAGGCAGAAGAAGAGGCAGGCCUGCUGCGGAGGCAGAGGCAGUAUUACGAGCUGCAGUGCCGUCAGUACAAGAGGAAGAUGCUGCUAUCACGCCACAACCUGGAGCAGGAUCUGCUCAGAGAGGACCUGAACAAGAAGCAGACUCUGAAGGACCUGGAAUGCGCCAUGUUGUUGCGUCACCACGAGUCUACGCAGGAGCUGGAGUUCCGUCAGCUGAGUUUGGUGCAGCGUACUCGGGCCGACCUGAUUCGCACGCAGCACCAGACGGAGCUCACCAACCAGAUGGAGUACAAUAAGAGGCGCGAGCAAGAGCUGCGUCAGAAACACGCCGUGGAGGUCCGUCAGCAGCCCAAGAGCCUCAAAUCCAAAGAGCUUCAGAUAAAACGUCAGUUCCAGGACACCUGCAAGAUCCAAACGCGCCAGUACAAGGCCCUGCGCAACCACCUGCUGGAGAACACGCCUAAGUCGGACCACAAGGCCGUGCUGAAGCGGCUGAAGGAUGAGCAGACCCGCAAGCUGGCCAUCCUGGCCGAGCAGUACGACCACUCCAUCAACGACAUGCUGUCUACGCAGGCUCUGCGAUUGGACGAGACCCAGGAAGCAGAGUACAAGGUUCUGCGGAUGCAGCUUCAACAGGAGCUGGAGCUGCUGAACGCCUACCAGAGCAAGAUCAAGAUCCACACAGACACGCAGCACGAGAGGGAGGUCAAGGACUUGGAGCAGAGAGUGUCCAUCCGCCGAGCCCUGCUGGAGCAGAGGAUCGAGGAGGAGAUGCUGGCGCUGCAGAAUGAGCGCUCAGAACGCAUCCGAACCCUUUUGGAGCGUCAGGCCAGCGAGAUCGAAGCCUUCGACUCCGAAAGUCUCCGUCUGGGUUUCAGCAACAUGGCACUGAGCGGCAUCCCCGGGGACGCCUAUUCCAAACAGGGUUACUCCAACGCCGUGCCGCCCAGCUCCCGCUCCGCCGGCCACUGGAGCCACGGCGUGCACCAGCAGGGCACGCCCUCCCAGCAGCUGUCCCGCCGCAGCCACAACCCCAGCGGUGGAGGAGACCGCAGGAGCGAGUCCUCUUCCUCCUCCCACGGCUUCGGGAUGGCGAUGGGGCACGGGCGGGACGGGAGGGAGGUGCACCACUCGUCCCGCUCCUCCGCCUCCUCCUCUUCCUCCUCCUCCUCCUCGUCUUCCUCCCACCACCAGCGCCACCACCUGCCGCAGCACUACCACCACCAGAGCACGCCGCAGCUCUACCGCGAGCGGGAGAGGGAUAGGGAUAGGGAGAGGGAGAAGGAGAGGGAGCGGGAGUGGGCCGGAGUCCGGGGCUCGGGCGGCGACCUGGCCCACCCACACCCCCUGCCCUUCUCCCAUCACCUCCCCUCGCGCUCCUCCUCCCAGUCCCUGGCCAUGCUACCCCCGCCGCCACCCGCUCCCCCCUCCAUCUCUGGCCCCUCAUCCUCCUCGUCCUCCUCUUCCUCCUCCCAGGGAGGGAUUUACGGCGGCGGUGGCGGAUUGGCCGUGCGUGGGACCCCCAACCUGAUGGCCUUGAGGAACAGCCCCCAGCCUCUGAGGAGGACGGCGUCCGGCGGGGGGCCCGGCGGCUCCGGGGGCAGCGACGGCGUCCUGAGCCGAAGCACAUCCGUCACUUCACACAUCUCCAACGGCUCCCACCUGUCCUACUCUUAGAGGGGGAGGGGUUUGGGUUGGGGGCGGGGCCAGGUCAGGAAGGUAUCUAUCAAACGCAGCUUUUUUUUUUUUUUUUUUUUUUUUUCCCGGACCGAGGUGAGAAUUUAGGAAAACCAGCGUUUUCUCUUCACUCACAGGAGACCAGCAGACGUCAAGACAACUGAGCUGCGGCCUCUUUUUCUCAGAGGAGGGAAGAAUGUAAUCACCUGUAAUCCCACUGGAUUAAGAUGAUACUUGAUGAACAAAAAACAGUUUUCUGUUCAGUGUUUCAAUCUUUAUUAUAACCUGUACAAACGCGAGCCAGGGCGUGUAGAUAUGGGACUCUAGGCCUUUAUUUACAACACCCGUGUCUUCUUCUAUGAUGUUCUUUGCAGGAAUGGAGAAAGAGAGAGGUCACGAGAGGUUAAAAAAACAAAAUACUAUGUUGCUUUGUGUAUGUAAGUGUAUCUGUGUUCAGAUAUUAUCUCGAAAGCAUUCAGAAAUUGGAAAAAAAAAUGAAGUUUUAGCCUUGAUCUUGCUGGAUUUAAAAAAAACACGUAUUGGUUUACAACUGCUGUUAUUAUUACCACUAUGAAUAUGAUUUCAUUUUUUUUGUAUCAACUGUGACAAAAAUAUAAUUGCUUGGAAAAUCACCAAUGCCUUUAAGGAGUUCUUAAAGGGGAUGUCGUGCCAUCAAAAAGGAUAUUAUGACACAGAAAGUUUUAGGUGAAUUAUUUAUGUGGAUAUGUAUAGAUAAUUUUAACGACAAAAACAUUAAAAAAAAAAAAAACAAUCUUUUUGGCAUCCAUGGCAUAUUAUCUAAACAGCAUAAAGUAGGUGUCUGCAGGAGUCAAACCAAUGCAUGAACUAAAUGUACCAAAAAAAAACAAAACAAAACAAAAAAAAAAAUCACAUUUUAAAUGUAACGACAUUUAAAAAUCACUUUUUUUCUGUAAAUAUUUAGGGAAAAUAUUGGAGAAAAAGCAUACUGUUGUUUUAUAGAGUAACUAAGACGAUGAUAGUAAUUUUGAUAUACUCAGACGAGUCGAUGAUUUAGGACAGCAGAUUUUCUAUAAGUGUCAAACUUACCAUAACUAAUCCUGGUGUAACUGUCGUCGUUUUUCUUGCGAGAAUCAAAACGCCCACUUUUACUGUAAAGAAAAAAAUGCUGUUGUCAGUUGUGGUGUGUAUUUAAAGUAUUAAUGAUUAUUAAUAAGAGAUUGUUAAUAAUUGUUAAUGUAUGUCUGUUUAAGCGGUUGAGUCUAGGUAUAUUGACACUUUUUUUUUUUAAGAAUUUGAAAAGACACUCCUGCAGCAACUCCUCUGGACUACAAAAAUACUCGGCCACUGGAAUGUAAAGGCUAGUUUUCCUUUAUUCGUUUGGUGGGUUCAGGUUGGACGCAGCAGAAGCGACUGAGCUGCUGUGGGUGGCGGCGCAGCAGCGGUGACCGUGGCGGCCCGUCCAAACCAAUCAGUGUUAAGUUAUGUUUGUGAGGCCCGUCGUCAAAGGAGAUCACUUUUGAUGCCACUUCUUCUUCUUUUUUUUUUUAACUUUAUUUAAAAAGUACCCUGUUUGUAUGACUCAGAAACACCAGCUCAAGACACUUCCCUAUGUACCUUUAUGCUCGGUUGGAAUCUCAGUGCAUGCAAAAACUCCUUGUAUAAAGACUGGGCGGGCUUGUGAUGGCCUUAGUGUGUGGAAAUCGGUGUGAUUGUGUUUCUAGACGGUUGUUGUCCGUGUCAGAGGUGGAGGUCUGGAUUCCUGGAUGAAAGAUGGACUCACCUCUGUUGUGUUCAGAUGCUUAUUGAACAUUCACUUCAUGCAGUUCCAAACGCAGAGGGCGAUCACAGAUGUGGAAACGGAGGUCGGGUGUUUUCAAAAGUAAUUUAAAAAAGAUAAUAAAUUGAUAUUAACACAGUAAAA
This is a messenger RNA of Oryzias melastigma (Indian medaka), 6195 nucleotides long. RefSeq names its product TAO kinase 2b (gene taok2b). Gene Ontology annotation, biological process: protein phosphorylation. Lineage: Eukaryota; Metazoa; Chordata; Actinopteri; Beloniformes; Adrianichthyidae. The transcript has 20 exons. The record is from RefSeq and is a predicted model, not a curated record. The coding region runs from base 795 to 4292 and encodes 1165 amino acids. Gene Ontology annotation, molecular function: protein kinase activity; ATP binding.